AUGGACGAGUCAUCGCUGAUAAAGGCGCACGACCACGCCAGAGCCGCCUCCAACGCGACGCACCAGUCCGAAACCACCGUCGCCAUCAACGAACAUGCCCUCGCCGCCGGCGAGUUCGCCAACGCCGCCCGCGUGACCACCAGUGUCGAAGCGCUCCGCACCCUGAAACUCCUCGAGGAACAUCACCAGCGCCUCUCCGAACUGCUCAAGCUACCCCUCGACCGCCGCGCGAGCCAGAACCCCGACACCAUCGACGAGAAGCAGGAAUCACAAGCCUCCGACGACCCAAACGACGUCUCUUCUCCCCACGAUGCGAGAUCGAAAUCAGGAGCUGGCCACUCCGCCGGCAGCCCGGUCGCUUCCACCAAAACUGUGCCAUCUCUUGCGCAGCCGCGCCGGUACCCCAACCGCGAGAUGACUUCGUCGAUCGCGAGCAACCUCGCCUCGGCGCGCGGGAUCCGAUCAAGCAGGAACCGCAGUCAGCCCAUCCCGCCGAGCGUUACAAACGACCAGGCACCGGGGAGCAUGGAGGUGCAGCCUCGGCGGGAUGGAUCAAAGGUCAAGAUGCAAAACGUUCUCGACCAGUCUGGCAAACCAGGGUGGAUUCCGCCGACGGGCAACCCCGAGCCCUCGCGGAGAGAAGUUGAGUCGGACAAGGCGGAAGAACCCACCUCCCCGCCGCCCAGCGACGACGGAUACUCCCGCUUCUAUAGCACCUUCGGCAACAUCAUCAAUCGUCUCUCCGCGCCCCUGGCAUUCGCCGGCCUGCCCCUCAUCACCGAGGAAUCUUCCGCCUCCUCCGUCGCCGCCGCCUUGGAACCCCCUGAGACGCCAGAACCGGCACCGAUAAAGCGCAACCGGCUCAAAUCUUCCGCGGCCCCCGCCGAGCCCGACCUGUCCAAGAUCUACUCGCGCGCGACCCUCCGCGCCAUCUCGGCCCACAACCCCAACGACUCGUUCUACGUCGUUCCCACUAGCGGCCACACCGUUUCGUACGCCAACAUCCUCAACUUCGCCGACAAGGAGAAGCGCCGCCUCGAGGCCUCCCUUCACGGCGGCGACAGCUUCCUGGAAGACGACGACGACGACUUCGUCGACGCCCGCGAGUCGCCGUCCGUCCCACUGUCACCCAGCGUCAGGCGCCGCGUCGGCAGCAAGCCCUCACGGUCCGAACAGCAACUAACAAACACCGUCGAGGAGCUGUACCUCGAGAACCGGGGGCUCAAGGACAUGCUGGACAAGCUGAGCAAGCGGCUCCACGCCUUUGAGGCCACGGCGCAGAACUCGAGCCUCGCGCUGGCCGAGAGCAUCCGCCUGAGGCGGCCGGGUUCGCCCUCAUCGAUCGCGGUCGGUGGCGGGCCGUCGACAGCGGGAGGGGACGCAGUGCUGCGCUCACGGAAUAGAGAACUGGAGGAGCAGAUGGCCAUGGCGGUACAGCGCAUGGAAGCCCUGGAGAAGGAGAACAAAACCAUGGCGCGAACGCUGGAGAAGUACCGCGAGAAGUGGGAGAAGCUCAAGGCCGGCGCCAAGGCGCGGCGGCAGGCGCAGGGGACGGCGGAGAGUGCCGAUGCGGACGAGGCGGCGGCGACGGCGGCCAGCUGA
Messenger RNA from Colletotrichum higginsianum IMI 349063, 1602 nucleotides. RefSeq lists its product as uncharacterized. Bases 1 to 1602 code for a protein of 533 amino acids. The record is from RefSeq and is a predicted model, not a curated record. Lineage: Eukaryota; Fungi; Ascomycota; Sordariomycetes; Glomerellales; Glomerellaceae. The transcript has 2 exons.